GAAAGCCAGGCUCAACUAAAACAAAGUGACUCUUUUUGCUUUUAAAAGUUCACCUGUUUUAGAAAUGACGGGACGUCCCGCAGAGACAGCCGAGGUGGGGAAUCAACUUAGCUCUGCGGCCACGGCAAGUCCCAGCAGCCACGGCGUUUUAGUCUAACAUGGGCUAGCUAGAGCGCCUCGCAGCCCCACCUUUUUGGGGAGGAGUUUCGCGGGAGCUGCCAAGCUAUGGCUCCCUCCCCAGGCCAAUCCCCAGAAAAGGAAAGUGCUUGCAAAGCACUGAAAGUUGGAGGGAUCUAUUUUGGGAACCUUGGUGAGACUGCGAGCGGCAAAUGCCUCCCCGUCCUGACUCCUGAUGCUAUGAUGAGCUUACUCUGCUCUGGGUGGCGAUGUGGGUGAUUUUCUCUCUCCUGACGGCAGCUUCUGUCAUUCCUCUGGCGCCGGCUCUCUCCGGCUCCUCUUGGCACUCUCUACACCAUCUUUACCUGGGGGUGUCAGAACCCAUUCAGGCUCUGCCCUUGUUCACUCAGCUGGGCUAUGUGGACGACCAACUCAUCACUUACUAUAACGACAGCACAAGGAGGGUUCAGCCUAGGGUCCCCUGGAUGGAGAAAGCUGAGGAUGCCCAGUUCUGGGAGUGGGAGACCCAUUUUGCCAAGGAUGCUGAGUUUUUUUUCCAGUUAGCUCUUCCAACCCUGCAGGAUCGCUACAACCAGAGUGGAGGGCUUCAUACCUGGCAGUGCCUGGUUGGCUGUGAGAUGAGCAAAGACGGGAAGCAGACCGGAAGGUACAUGCAGUGUGGCUAUGAUGGGAGGGACUUUAUCAGCCUGGACAAAGAGACCUUCACCUGGACAGCAGCUGAUGACAUGGCCCAGCUGACCAAGAAGCUGUGGGAAGGUGAAUGGAAUGUUGCCCAAGAUUGGAGGCCCUACCUGGAGGAGAAAUGCAUUGAGAGGCUGAAGAACUACCUUCACUAUGGGGAAGAGACUCUGCUGAGGAGAGAACCUCCAACCGUGAAAGUGACACACAAAGUGGGCCAUGAUGGCUGGGAAAACCACACCUGCCAAGCUUAUGGCUUCUACCCCAAGCAAAUCAACAUCACCUGGAGGAAAGAUGGGAAGGUCUGGGAGCAGAACACAUCCCGUGGGGGUGUCUCCCCCAGCUUGGAUGGGACCUACAACUCAUGGGUCCACAUUGAGAUUGACUCCAAGGAUAGGGACCACUACCGGUGCCAUGUGGAACACAUUGGCCUGCUAAAGCCUCUAGACUUGGCCUUGGAGGAUCCUGCCUUGUGGCCUGUGGAGGUCACACAGGCAGUCAUCAUGAUGAUUGUGGCUGUUGUUUUGCAGCUGGCUGUGUCUUUCUUACACAUUGCCUCUGUGCCGAUGCAGUUCCUUGUGGUACCUUUCUUGGUGGUCUUUGUUCUCCACCUUGUGCUGCUGUUUCUGAGUGCCUUCCAAAUCUUUCCUUUGGCGGCCAUUGUGGAACCUGUCUGGGGGUUAAUGAUUGCCAUACCACUGCUGUCUGAGAUUGGCUCAUACAUCAUCAGGGGACUACGGAGAAUUUUCAACAUGUGACCAGUCGCCUGUCAGGUGUGCCACCAGGAUAUGGCCACAAGAGUCUUCCAAAGCAACCUUCAUAGCAGCAUCAAUGUUGUGGGGGGAAAGGAGCCCUUUCAUCCCCUCAUAUGGACUCUCUCGCUACCUAGUCAGCAUCGGUGUGAAGCUUCCUCACUCUAUGCAUAGAGAGGCAUUCAGAAAACCAGUCCGAUGGUGAGGUUCAGGGAGGCGGCAAGGGACACUCCAGUCACUGCCUCAACUGAGGGCCUUUUAUUUGUGCCCGCUAUUUACCCCUUAAGGGCUGCUGGGUCUCUCAGGUUUCCUGCCCUGGCUCGUCUUUUCUUAUGGUGGUUUUUUGGUGUGUAAUUGUUUUUACUGUUUAACUGGUUUAAAGGUAUUUAAACAUGAUUAUUAAGGAGUUUUAUUAUAAUUUGAUUUUUAUAAACCACCUUGGGAUGUCUUAUGGAAAGUGGUAUAAAAUUGAACUAUAAAUAAAAAUCUACUACUACUCUUUAUAUACCACUUUUCAACACAAGUUCUCAAAUCUUGAGAGAACUUGAGAGGAGAGCUGGUCUUGUGGUAGCAAGCAUGACUUGUCCCCAUAGCUAAGCAGGGUCUGCCCUGGUUGCAUCUGAAUGGGAGACUUGAUGUGUAAGCACUGCAAGAUAUUCCCCUCAGGGGAUGAAGCCGCUCUGGGAAGAGCAGAAGGUUUCAAGUUCCCUCCCUGGUUUCUCCAAGAUAGGGCUGAGAGAGAUUCCUGCCUGCAACCUUGGAGAAGCCGCUGCCAGUCUGCGAAGACAAUACUGAGCUAGAUAGACCAAUGGUCUGACUCAGUAUAUGACAGUUUCCUAUGUUCCUAAAUCAGUUUACAUACUGUAAUGCACUCUAUGUGGGGCUGCCUUUGUAUGUAGUCCGGAAACUCCAGCCUCAAGGGCAGGAUGCCUUGGAGUACCAGUUGCAGGGGAGUAACAGCAGGAGAGAGGGCCUGCCCUCAACUCCUGUGUCUGUAGGCUUCCAGCGGCAUCUGGUGGGCCACUGUGUGAAACAGGAUGCUGGACUUGAUGGUCCUUGGGCCUGAUCCAGCAGGGCUGUUCUUAUGUUCUUAAACUACAGCUGGUUCAGAAUGCGGCAGCUAGGUUGGUCUCUAAGUCAUCUCGGAGAGACCAUAUUACUCCUGUUUUGAAAGAGCUACACUGGCUGCCGAUAAGUUUCCAGGGGAAAUACAAGGUGCUGAUUUAACCUAUAAAGCCCUAAAUGGCUUGGGCCCUGGGUAUUUAAGAGAAUGUCUUCUUUGUCAACAAUCACACAUGAACCCCACCGCCUAUUGAGAUCAUCAGGAGAGGUCCGUCUGCAGUUGCCACCGGCUCAUCUGGUGGCUACUCGGGGAUGGGCCUUCUCUGUUGCAGCCCCACUGCUUUGGAAAGCGCUCCCUGCUGAAAUAAGUGCCUCCCCCAUCUCUGACAAUUUUAAAAAAAUCUUUAAAGACACAUUUGUUCACCCAGGCUUUUAAUUAAAUACUGUUUUAAUAGUUUUAACUUUGUUUUAAAAUAUUGUUUUAAGGUUUUAAAUUGUUGUAAUGUUUUAACUUUUUGCUAUCAUUUAUUUUAACCAAUGUUUUAAUUUCUUUGUUGUCAUUUAUCUGUUUUAACUAAUGUCUUAACUUUUCUGUUUUUGUU
Hemicordylus capensis (graceful crag lizard) is the source of this 3232-nucleotide messenger RNA. Its product is annotated as major histocompatibility complex class I-related gene protein-like. The transcript is spliced from 10 exons. Gene Ontology annotation, cellular component: external side of plasma membrane. Gene Ontology annotation, biological process: immune response. Lineage: Eukaryota; Metazoa; Chordata; Lepidosauria; Squamata; Cordylidae. The record is from RefSeq and is a predicted model, not a curated record. Bases 387 to 1574 code for a protein of 395 amino acids.